AUGAAACUUCUAGUGGUGCUCUGCAUGUUUCUUAUCGUCGCUUGCGCCACCGCUGCAGGUGCUCCAGAAGUAAUCUACGAUGGACCAACUUACGAACUAACUCCUAUCGAGAGUUCCGUUGCUCGCAACGAGGUAACAGAAUUACCACCGAUUCGACACCGAAGGGUAACGUGCGAUGUUCUAUCUUUCGCAACGUUGUGGAUCACCGUGAACGACGCUGCCUGCGCAACUAGAUGCCUGACUCAAGGACGCAAAGGUGGCAGAUGCCAGGAUGGCGUUUGCAUUUGCCGAUAAGAAAAUCCAUCGUCGGUUUUUUGCAACAGUUCUCUUGAAACGACUUGAACAUCCGUAUUCGGAUUUCGAUAUUUAUUACUGCGCGAUAACUUAUUAUGAACUUUUUAACUAAAGACAAUGAAUGUUCAACUCAUGUCGUAAGAACAUACUGUAGUUUGAGUUAUGAUAUUGUAAUUUAAUAAACAAAAUUUUAUUUAUACCUA
Hylaeus volcanicus is the source of this 497-nucleotide messenger RNA. RefSeq names its product defensin-2-like. Lineage: Eukaryota; Metazoa; Arthropoda; Insecta; Hymenoptera; Colletidae. Gene Ontology annotation, biological process: defense response to bacterium; humoral immune response. The transcript is spliced from 2 exons. The record is from RefSeq and is a predicted model, not a curated record. The coding region runs from base 1 to 294 and encodes 97 amino acids.